Poecilia latipinna (sailfin molly) is the source of this 1411-nucleotide messenger RNA. Its product is annotated as gastrula zinc finger protein XlCGF8.2DB-like. Gene Ontology annotation, biological process: regulation of transcription by RNA polymerase II. Bases 16 to 882 code for a protein of 288 amino acids. Gene Ontology annotation, molecular function: RNA polymerase II transcription regulatory region sequence-specific DNA binding; DNA-binding transcription factor activity, RNA polymerase II-specific. The transcript has 2 exons. The record is from RefSeq and is a predicted model, not a curated record. NCBI's taxonomy places the organism in Eukaryota, Metazoa, Chordata, Actinopteri, Cyprinodontiformes, Poeciliidae. Gene Ontology annotation, cellular component: nucleus.
ACCUUGACAACACACAUGACAACUCGCACAGCUAAGAAACCUUUCACAUGUUCAACCUGUGGAAAACAUUACCCUCACAAGAGUACUUUGAUUUAUCACAUGAGAACUCACACAGGUGAGAAACCUUUCUCAUGUGGGACCUGUGGAAAAAGUUUCGCUUGUAAAAAAAGUUUAAAUGUUCACAUGAGAAUUCACACUGGUGAGAAACCUUACUCAUGUGGGACCUGUGGAAAAAGUUUGUCUGAUGAAAAAAAUUUAAAUCUUCACAUGACGAUUCACACUGGUGAGAAACCUUUCUCAUGUGGGUCCUGUGGAACAAGUUUCACUCACAAAAAAAGUUUAACUGCUCAUAUGAGAGUUCACAUGGGUGAGAAGACUAUCUCUUGUGGUACCUGUGGAAGAAAUUACUUGAAUAAAUCUAAGUUAGUUGACCACAUGAGAACUCACACAGGUGAGAAACCUUUCUCAUGUGAAACCUGUGGAAAAAGUUUCUCUUUGAAAAACAGUUUAAAUGUUCACAUAAGAACUCACACUGGUGAGAAACCUUUCUCAUGUGAGAUCUGUGGAAAAAGUUUAACUUCUAAAUAUAGCUUAACUGUUCACAUGAUGACUCACACAGGUGAGAAGCCUUUCUCAUGUGAGAUCUGUGGAAAAAGUUUAACUUCUAAAUAUAGCUUAACUGUUCACAUGAGAAUUCACAAAGGUGAGAAAACUUUCUCAUGUGGGACCUGUGGAAAAUGUUUUGCUAGAAAACGCCUUUUGCAUUUUCACAUGAAGACUCAUACAAGUGAGAAGUUUUUCUCAUGUGGGAUCUGUGGAAAAAGUUUUGUUCAAAAAUAUUCUUUAACUUCUCACAUCAGAAUUCACACAUGUGAGAAGUAGCGGUGCACUGAUUUAUAAGCCAGCUGAUUUAUGUUGAUUUUCUUAAUUUUGGGACAUCAGCUGAUUCUUGCAUGUGAAGCUGAUCUGAUCCCCCAAUUUUAUUGACCUCAGUCACUGCUCUCUUCUGGUCUCCAAUGAGAGGUGUGACUAUUGGAGCGCCCCAAAAUGAAAACUGCAAUCGGUGCACCCUUAGUGACAAGCGAGGAAAAUGUUUUGUGUAGAUCCAGUUUACUUCAUCCCAAGAAGAUUCACACAGGUUAGAAACCUUUCUGUUGUAGGUCCUGUAGAAAAGGUUUCACUCAAAACAAAUGUAACCGUUCACAUGAGAACUCGCAGGUUUGAUGGCACAAUGUGAACCUCAAGUAAGAUUCUUAGUAACCUGCUGUUUGGAAGUGGAGUAAUUGCAGGUUUGACUACUUUCAGAUUUAGACUUGUAAAAUUUUGGCUUCUUUAUUGUGCAUUUAUCCUUUGUACUUAUUUUAUUUCAAUGAUUUGGGCAAAUGGAUGUAUUUAUUUGACAUGGUUUUAA